This is a messenger RNA of Bombyx mori (domestic silkworm), 1293 nucleotides long. RefSeq names its product pre-mRNA-splicing factor ISY1 homolog. The coding region runs from base 249 to 1055 and encodes 268 amino acids. Gene Ontology annotation, cellular component: post-spliceosomal complex; Prp19 complex; catalytic step 2 spliceosome. The record is from RefSeq and is a predicted model, not a curated record. Gene Ontology annotation, biological process: generation of catalytic spliceosome for second transesterification step; mRNA 3'-splice site recognition. The transcript has 8 exons. NCBI's taxonomy places the organism in Eukaryota, Metazoa, Arthropoda, Insecta, Lepidoptera, Bombycidae.
ACUACUGUCAUUUUAUUGACAGAUAAUAGUUAGCAGACAACAAAAACACAUGCAUUGGCUUGUACAAUUUUUUUAAAAUGUUUAGUCUUAUGGAACUAAAAUUCAUUUAUCAAAGAAUAUACUGCUUCUAAAAAUAAAUUAUAGAGAAUCUACCUCAACUACCAUAUAGCUUCACUUUAAAAUAAAGUUUUAUUGAAAUUUGAAUGGUCUUGAUCCCAAAAACCGAAAUUGUAAAUACAAUUUAAACCAUGGCCAGAAACGCAGAGAAAGCAAUGACAACACUAGCACGUUGGCGUGCGGCACAAGUUCAGGAAGCGGGAGGCCAGCGAGAACGACGUCCGUAUCUUGCAUCAGAAUGUAAUGAUUUACCACAAGCCGAGAAGUGGAGGUUACAGAUUGUCAGAGAAAUUGCGAAAAAAGUGGCACAGAUACAGAAUGCCGGUCUCGGAGAGUUCCGGAUUCGCGAUCUUAACGACGAAAUUAAUAAACUUAUGAGGGAGAAGCGACAUUGGGAGGUUCAAAUUAAAUCUUUGGGCGGUCCCGAUCAUGCUCGAGUCGGUCCUAAAAUGUUGGACCAAGACGGGAAAGAAGUGCCUGGCAACCGGGGAUACAAAUACUUUGGAGCUGCAAAGGAUUUACCCGGCGUGCGAGAGCUAUUCGAACAAGAGCCGCCCCCGCCCCCUCGCCGGACGAGAGCGGACCUCAUGAGAGACGUCGACGCAGAUUACUACGGCUACAGAGACGACGACGACGGCAUUUUACUACCAUUAGAACAAGAGGCUGAAAAAGCAGCGAUAGCACGUGCAGUCGAUGAAUGGAAAAGAAACAAGGAACUCAACAAAGAUCAAGACCUUCCCGAAGAGGAAAAUAUUUAUCCUGAAGAUCCGGAUGACAAGAGGAUGGAAGACGAUGAAGAAGAACCCGAGAAAGCAACGGUCACCUCCCACGUGGCCGUGCCGUCGCAGAGGGACGUCGAAGAAGCAUUGCUCAGGAGGAAGAAGCAGGAACUAAUGGAGAAAUAUGGAUGCCUAGACGCCAAAAUAGAGAAGAGCUGACGGCCACCUAACAUUUUUCUGUGUGCUUAGUGCGAGUUUUUUAACGUUCUCGAUAGCGUAAAAGUUACCUGAAAUUUGUAUGCAGCUGGAACAGUGCCCCUAGCGGCAAACAUAGGCAAAAGUUCCAACUCCAUACAAAUUUGACUUAACUGUUACGCAAUCGAGAGCGUUUAAAAACUCGCACUAAGCACACUGUUGAUUUAGUAUAAGGAAACAAUAAAGAAAUAAGUAAUUGAAA